AUGCCGCCCCUGGCCCCUGAGUGUCUGCUAAUUCCCUCCCUUGCCCCACUGUUCCCCAGGAGGACCUCGGGGACCCCCAGCUAUCCCACCCGAUCCCGGCUGGUGACGUCCCGGACCCCCCAUUCUGCCCAUAAGUGCGUCCCGCAGCCCCUCAAAUUCCUCCGAAAACCACCAGCCCCGCGGGGUCAGUGCAGGGUCAGCAUUUCGGGGGUCCUCGCCCCUCCCCAACCCUCUCCUUCCCCCACCAGCCAGGCCCUGCUCAGGCCCCGCCCCCGCGCGCCGGAGAGGGCGAAGCCUCUGCUUGGCUCCGCCCCCUGCAGCUCCACCCUCGAUGACCCCCUCGUCCAAUGGCGCUUGAGGCGGUGCCGAGGGGAGGAGCCAGCGCUGGACACGCCCCCGGUGGGCAGGGCCCUGGGGGGCGCUGCUGCUCCCCGGGGUUCCCUGCAGGGACUGCCAUCGGGGAGGUCAUGUGAUUUCACCGGGGCCCUGCAGGAGGCAGCGCCCUGUGAGUCACGUGACCCGCCUGAGGCCCUAUGGCCAAUCGGGAGACGCUUCUGCAGGCACCAGGGGGCGCCUUCACCCCAGGCUGUCUCCCAGGAACCCUCGUGGCGGGAUCCAUGUUGGAGGCCACAUGACUCCCACACGACCCUCCGGCCAAUGAGGAGCAGCUCUCUGGAAACCCUGCAGGAGGCGCUGUACUCACAGUCACGUGACUCCCGCCACGCCCCUAGGCAAAUCAGCAGUAGCUGCUGUGCACCUCUGCACCAGGGAGCACCACCCUGUGGGAAGCAAGAGUCCCAUGAGCCUUUGCUGCAGGAGACGUUUUGGGAGUCACAUGACUGCCGUGGGGCUCUGUGGUGUGCACCAUAUUGGAAGUCAUGUGACUCAAAGGAUGCCCUGCGGCCUGCAAGGGAGGCACUUCCUGAGCCCCUGUGCCAGGGAGGGUCAGGCUUGAGGUCACGUGACCCCCGUGAGGCCCCACAGCCAAUCAGGAGCAGCGCACGUGAUGCCCAUCAGGGGGCGCCAUGGCAGCAGCCACUGGCCCUCCCAGGCCCUCUUGGGGAUCCCCUCCUCUGGAUGCUGCGAUGCCACCGCCGGGCCCUAAGGGAACGCCUUCGGCCGCGGGGCGCCGUGGGACGCCGAUAGAGCCGGGACUGCGGUUCCCGUCAUGCCGCGCGGCCCGUGGGAGUCCCCUCAGAGCCGGGGCUGUCCCCUGAGGAUCGUCCCGGCUGCUCCCCAAGUGCUUCCCCGAACCCUAAGUGCCCCCCGGGGUCCCGUAAGUACCCCAGUUUCCCUCUCCUGACCCUCCAGUGCCCCUCGGGGUCCCGCAGUCCGCACGCCCCCCGUCCCCUACUUUCCCCCAAAAUGCCCCCUCUGUGUCUCCUCGGACCCCCAGGUGCUCCCCACCUGCCUUCCCGACCCCUAAGUGCCCCUCCAGGCCCUUGAAUGAUCCCGCAAGCACCCCCACCUGGCCUCCAAGCGCCCCUCGAGUGUCUCCUGGGAAUUGGCGCGAUGACGACAAUGUAGGGAGAGACCCAGACCCUGACGCAGUAUCAGCAACAGUUCAGGCUUUAAUUAAAAUUUGAAUCAAAACUGCAAUUGCCGAUGUGGGGGAUGGACAAGCCCCCCCGCUUUUUCGUGCCACUCCCGUGGUCCCUCUUGGGGCCAGGGAAAUUGCAGGAAAAACAUUCCUGCAUGUUGCACACAUCCAAAUUUCAUGGGAAUCAGGAACAGAGUAACAGAGUCUGUGUGGUGAACUUCCCUGACAGGUGCAGAUAAAUCCUCUCAGAUAAAGAAGAGGUUGAGAGGACUUUGGGGACCUGGAGAAUACACUCCUGUGGCUCCCCCCAAAACCCCAGAGACCCCCUCCAUCCCCUACAGAGUCCCCAGUAGAUCCCAAGUACCCUUAGAGUCCCCUCAAAAUGCUUCAUAGAUCUCCCCCCCCGAACACCCUGUAAGCCCUCAGGACCCUCCCAAACCUCCUGAGGCUCUCUAAAAUAACCCAUAGAUCUGCCCACUCCCCCGCACCUCCAAAAGGGGCUACUCCAGGUGGCCACAACUAGGCAUGGACUGCCUGAGCCACUUUUUGGGCUGAUAUGUAUGUAGGUAUAAAUCUAAUAGAGAUAUAAAAUAUUAUAUAGAAAGGGGCCUCCAGGAGAGCUGGGGAGGGUCUUUGUCAGGGGACAGGAUGGAGGCUGAGGGUUUUCACCUGCCAGAGGGCAGGGUUAGAUGGGACACUGGGGAGAAAUUCCUCCCCGUGAGGGUGGUGAGACCCUGGCACAGGCUGUCCAGAGAAGCUGCAGCUGCUCCAUCCCUGGCAGUCUCCAGGGCCAGGUUGGAUGGGGCUUGGAGCAACCUGGGAGAGUGGAAGCUGCCCCUGCCCACGGCAGAGGGUGGAUCGAGAUGACCUUUGAAGUCCCUUCCAACCCAAACCAGCCUAGGAUUCCAAAAGUGGGGGAGGGUUGGGAUGGGCGACCUUGGCUGACCCCAGGUGCU
Molecule: messenger RNA, 2496 nt
Organism: Onychostruthus taczanowskii (white-rumped snowfinch)
Lineage: Eukaryota; Metazoa; Chordata; Aves; Passeriformes; Passeridae
Exons: 3
Coding region: 1-1146 (381 amino acids)
Source: RefSeq, a predicted model, not a curated record